Dunckerocampus dactyliophorus (ringed pipefish) is the source of this 1272-nucleotide messenger RNA. RefSeq names its product solute carrier family 22 member 18-like. Bases 1 to 1272 code for a protein of 423 amino acids. Gene Ontology annotation, molecular function: transmembrane transporter activity. Lineage: Eukaryota; Metazoa; Chordata; Actinopteri; Syngnathiformes; Syngnathidae. The record is from RefSeq and is a predicted model, not a curated record. Gene Ontology annotation, biological process: transmembrane transport. The transcript has 10 exons.
AUGACAGGAAGAGUUGAAACCAGUAACCGAACCGCUCCAGUUAGCGUCAAAGCUAACGCUGCGGCACAACCAACGAAGAACAAAAUAAUCUAUGUCGUUUAUCUAAUUGCCGCUUUGGACCUAACCUGGAUGUUUUUACAGUUCUCCAUAACAACUUAUUUGGCAAAGAAACUGAGCUUUGACACCUUGUGGUUUGGUUAUUUGCAAACCACAGUGGGUCUGGUCCAGCUGUUUGGGCGUCCUUUGUUUGGAAGGUUUGCCGAUGUUUUUGGGGCCCGAGCAGCAUUUUCGUUGUCUUGCACUGCAACUAUAGUUUUCUUCGUUCUGUUGGCACUGGCAGACUCUCCUGCCAUGCUUUUUAUCCAUAAGCUCCCCACAGUCUUCAUGCAUGCCUUACCAGCUUCUCAGAUGGUCGUGGCAGACCUUUCCAAACCGGAAGAACGGGCAGAUUGUCUUUCCAAACUCGGUCUGUGUUUUGGCAUUGGAAUGAUAGCUGGCCCUACUUUAGGGGGGCAUCUGGUCACUCACUAUGGGGAGAGAUUUGCCGCAUAUUCCGGUGCAGCAGGGAGCGCAUUAAGUCUGUUGCUGGUGUUAAUCUUUAUCCCUGAAACCACCAAAGCUCAAGAUCCAAAAACCAAAUCAAAGUCUGAGACUAAAAGAGAGUCCAUAUUCAAUGUGGGACAGAUCACAAGACUCCUAAAGUAUCCAGGCGUGACGCCAACUUUUGCUGUGAAGAUUGUUGCAGGUUUGCCUUCAGGCAUUUUCCAAGUCAUGUUUUCUAUCAUUGCAAUGGAGUUUUUUAAGUUGACACCACAGGAAAAUGGCUACCUCAUGGCAUAUUUUGGAAUAACCCGGAUGGUGAUUCAGGGAGGGGUGAUCGGACGACUCACAGCAAGGUACUCUGAGAGUUCGCUGCUACUUCUGUCCAUCGGGAUUUCUGCUUUGGUAGGCCUGGCGCAGGCGUGCAUGCAGAAUGUGUUCCAGUUCUGCCUCACUGUGGUCCCCAUGAUGUUUUCUCUCUGCGUGUUUAAUGUCAUCACCGACAGUUUGCUCACCAAGAGCGUACCUUCCUCGGACACAGGCACCAUGUUGGGACUGUGUGCGUCUGUUCAGUCUCUACUUCGUACAGUUGGCCCGACCAUUGGCUGCUUUCUCUACGUAGGCUACGGCAUUUCCUCCAUCGGCCUUCUUCAGUUUACUGUGAAUGCUGCUGUAUUUGUGUACCAGCUGCAGCUUCGACUCGAGAACAAGAAAGACGAGCACAAACAAUAA